This is a messenger RNA of Paramecium tetraurelia, 807 nucleotides long. RefSeq lists its product as uncharacterized. The transcript is spliced from 2 exons. Lineage: Eukaryota; Ciliophora; Oligohymenophorea; Peniculida; Parameciidae. The record is from RefSeq and is a predicted model, not a curated record.
AUGAGUGACUAGCCUACCCAAUAUUAAGAAAAGAAUAGAACCCAACAUCCAAAGAAUCAUAAUCCUCGUUAUUCGGAUGAUAAUAAUUCUUAGAACAAAUAAGGACACAAUUUUAGAGACUCCUAUAAGUACAAUCAUUUUAAUAUCCUACAUAGUAAAAAUCAAAAUCAUUAUCGUCAAAGCAAUGGCAACUACUCUCACAAUUAUUAUAAUAAUAAAUAAAAUAAUUACAGAUACACUCACAAACAAAGAGAUCAGCCCUAUUACUCCUAAUCUGAUUCCAUUACUUAUGAUCAAAAACACUCUGUGCAAUCUGAAAAUCAACAAUAAACUAAUAAAGACCUUUUCUAAUAAAACAAUCAAGAUUCAAAAUCACGGAAUCAAAUCAAAAUUGGAGACCCAUCUAUACAAAAUCAAUAAUUAUAGGAAAUUGAACAAUCAAAGCAAGUUCAGGUGUCUAAAGAUAUACAAGGGCAAUCAAUAAAAAAUACAUAGUAAUCACAAAAUUAAAUAAGUGGUUACCUAUCCUCAGAUGCCAAGGAAAUAUCAAAUUCAUCAUAUAAUGAAACAAUUACAAAUGUAAAUGCUAAAUAAAAUGAUUCAAACUAAAACAAUAAAUAACUUCUUGGCAUUUCAUAAUAAUAAUUGAUUUAAUAAAAAUAAAUACCAUUAUUAGUAUAAUUUUUGAUUCUACCUAAUGACACAACUUCACAACCUUAAUUGAUCCCAUUAACAUUAUAAAAUUUAACAUAAACUUACGAGUAAUUAAAGCUAUUAAUUUAAAAUGAUGAUUAACAAUAGAGUUGA